Messenger RNA from Pocillopora damicornis (cauliflower coral), 1979 nucleotides. Its product is annotated as adhesion G protein-coupled receptor L4. Gene Ontology annotation, biological process: cell surface receptor signaling pathway; G protein-coupled receptor signaling pathway. Gene Ontology annotation, cellular component: plasma membrane. The record is from RefSeq and is a predicted model, not a curated record. Gene Ontology annotation, molecular function: G protein-coupled receptor activity. Lineage: Eukaryota; Metazoa; Cnidaria; Anthozoa; Scleractinia; Pocilloporidae.
AACAUGGGAAUUAUACUUGUAAUCUGACAUGUAGCCAAGAGAAUGGUAAGCAAACUUGUAUGGCUAAAAAAUGUAAUCUAGAAUACAGCGGAAACAAUUCUUCUCAGCGCUGCAUCGGAGAAGUAGAAAGAUGCAAAAUGGAUUGCAACAGAGGAGAUUGCGAUCAGCUUUGCAACGGGAAAGAAUAUUGCAUUAUGCAAUGCAGUGGAAAAAAGUGUACUCAACGUUGCAAUGGGCCGGCAAAAGGAUGCAAAAUGAACUGCAGCGGGGAAGAGUGUAACCAGUAUUGCAACGCAGAAGAAGACUGCGAUAUGCAAUGCAGCGGGGAAAAUUGUACUCAGCGUUACAAUGGGCAAGUAAAAAGAUGUAAUAUGAAAUGCAGUGGGAGAGAGUGUAAGCAGUAUUGCAAAGGAAAAGAGAGUUGCAAAAUGCAAUGCAGUGAUGGAGAAGUGUGUAAUCAGCUUUGUAACGGAGAAGGAGACUGCAUUUUGCGAUGUAAUGGGGAAGGGUGUGAUCAGCGUUGCAGCGGGCAAGCGAAAGGAUGCAAUGUAACAUGCAGCGGGAAAAGAUGUAAUCAGUGUUGCAACGCACAGGUAAAAAGUUGUAAUAUGCAAUGCAGCGGAAAAAACUGUACCCAGGAUUGCAAAAGGCAAUUAGAUAAAUGCAAUAUGCAAUGCAAUGGGAUUAUUUGUGAACAGACGUGUCAUGCUCACACAUGUAACAUGACAAGGUAUGGGCCCAGGAAUAGAUUAACUAAACAGAUCUGCAGAAGCGGUAAUGGCACAUGUUAUCAACACAUUAUGAUGCAAUGCAGCAUGGGAAGCUUUGAUAUCAACUGUUACAGAAGUGGUCGAUGCAUAGCCUCCAAACGGCUCAAUAGUGACUGCAGCCCUUCAAUUUUAUACACGUCCAACGUCGUAAAAUCAGCCUCGAUAACAACAAUACAAGUUAUCGCAACUCCAACUUCAACAGUACAAGCUCCUUUGCUAUCAUCAUCACCGAAAUCAUUUUUAGUAUUGGUACCAUCACCAUCGUCGUUAUCGUCAUCAUUAUCGUUUUCGUUACCACCGUCGCUUUCGUCAUCGUCAUUUCCACCUCGGACAACUCCGUUAUCGCCGUUGGAAAGCAUUGAGAAACUGGUAAACGCAUCUGUUUCUGAAUUUAGUAGAAUAGAAAUCAGCAGAAACAGCUCCAUGCAGGAGGCAAUAAGUUUGUUGGAAGACUUCACCGAUCGGUAUAUUAACUUUUCAAAAUCUCAUAAAGGAGAACUUGGUGUAGGAGAGGUUAAAGCAGUAACAGAAUCCGUUUUUAGAGUGGCAGUCGCCUUCGAGGAAUUUGCUCUUAAUUACGGUAAAUACCAUCUGAGUGGAACAGAGCCUUCAAAAACGAUCGUGCGCCAGAAAAUGGUUUUAAGUAUUCAGAAAGGUUACCGCCAGAAUACGACCGACUUCUCUCUCGAGGAGAACGAAUUGCAAGCCACCAUUAAUAUUUCCUCUGCAAAUUUUGCGGAGAAUGGAUCAGUCGUAAUAGGGUGUGUCUACAGAGAACUCCACGAAUUACUUCAAACAAAUCAAGACAUCGAAAAAGAAAAUGGCAAUUCAAGGUAUGUGAAUACCAGGAUAGUGACUGUAGCUUUGGAUCCCGCGCCCGAAAAAUUACAACAGGAUGUCAUCUUGAAGUUCAAAAACUUGAAGGUCGAUGAAGGAGAGAAGCAUUGUAUGUUUUGGAGUGGCCUCAGCAAGAGUCCAGACGGGUUUUCAGGAGAUGGUUGUUAUGUAGAUCCAAUAAAGAGCAACUCAGAAGACACAGUUUGCAAAUGCAAUCAUCUGACUCAUUUUGCUGUCUUAGUUGACUUCAGCGGUGGCCCAGAGCUCUCAUCCAAGGACGUCACUAUUCUGGAGAUCAUCACAUACGUGGGAUUAUGUCUUUCCAUCAUAGGAAUUCUUUCCACAAUAACUUUAUACUUUUUACUCACGUGA